GUCAUCGUUCAAUUACUCGGACUUUGUGACGUCAUCCAGCGCCGCUAACGUCACGAGCGGUCUGGACAACGUCACGGAGAGCAAGAGUUACGUCAUGCGUGACGCGGACAAGCACAGGGUCAUCAUCAUCGCUGUCAUCAUGGCAUUCACGCUGAUCGGGAACAUGACCUUGAUACUGGUGCUCCUCUGCAAGAGGUCAAGACGCAUCAAGAGGGUCAAUAUCUUGUUGAUGAACCUGGCCAUCGGGGACCUGGCCGUGGCCCUGUUCGUCAACUCCACGGAGAUUUUUUUCAUCGCGUUCGGCGACUGGGCGCUCGGGCCUCUGAUGUGCAAAAUCAGUGUUUACGUUCAGAUGAUUUGCCUGAGCUCUACAACCAAUUUGUUGACAUCGAUGAGCAUCGAUCGAUAUCAGGUGAUCGUCAAGCCCAUGCAGUCUCUGGCCAAACGUCCGCGGAUCUGGCUGAAGAUAGCCAUCUCCUGGAUACUGAGCCUCAUCUUCCCCAUCCCCCAGCUCUUCAUCUUCGUCCAGUACAACGACGGCGUCAAGUUCGACGGCAGCCCGCGCCGUAUCUGUGGGAGCAACGGCUACACCGCCCCGUGGCAGCGUAAAGUCUACUUCACCUUCACCACCGUGUACAUCCUGGUCGUGCCGAUGGUCAUCAUGCUGUACUGCUACGUCAAGAUCAUCCGCGUCGUCUGGGUGCGGGCCAAGAACGAGUCCCGACGCGACGAUAUGAACCCGGGCUCGCCCAGGAUGAGCGUCAGGAGGAGUCUGGUCACGGCGUCGAAACGACGCGCGCUGAUUAUGACGCUAAGCGUGGUGAUGAGUUUCCUGAUCUGCCACACGCCUUAUUUCUUCAUCAAUUUAGUCCGGAUAUACAGCGACUACCAAGUGAAAUUAGACACGAUCAAAGUGCUCGAGAAGUUUUUGGUCAUGGUGCACAGCACGCUCAACCCUAUCCUGUACGGCCUUUUCACCCUACGCCAGUACCACCUCAAGUACCUCAUCGCCUUCGUCACCUGCACCAAGCGGCCAGCGACCUCCACUGGAACCAAACACAGACAGUACUCAGACGAGAGGCACCAGCUUCUUGACCGCGUGAGGUCAAGGCUGAUACGCCACACCAGCAGCGCCCCCGGCACCAACAACACCAGCAAGCGGAACAUCAACCGGGAACCAACACACUCUCAGGCCCCGUCUAUGGUUUCACCUGCCGACGUCACCGUCGUGUCGGCACCGUCGCCGCAACAACAGGGAUCAUCUUCAACGUUUUCUAUUUUAAACAAAUUCCGUUUUAGCCCGCUUCCUUCGCUACACAAAAAACCAAAAGCUAACCGUAAAGGAAAACUGAACAAAAACACUCUGCUCUUCGCCAACGAAGACGCCAUACAUUUAAAAGAGCAGCACCGCACUAAAUCAGAAGAGACGGAACCUUCAGAGGUGGAUUCUGUCACCUCACCUUUGUCGCAGAAGGAGUUCUCAUCCGGGUCGUUGAUAGCCAACAUCCACAUCAUCAAAACCAACGGCACCCCGCCGUCUGCGGCUCCAGGCGCCGCCAGGGUUGGAGCCAGGAGAGACAGCGGGCCGGAGAUAGCGCUGCUGGGAUCCAGGUUUUCUGGCGGGGAGUGUGACGUCACACAGCGGCACAAACCCGUACCGUGGACGCCGCGGGAUGACGAGUUUAUCAUUGGGGGAUUAACGAGAGUUUGACGAGA
Physella acuta is the source of this 1716-nucleotide messenger RNA. Its product is annotated as neuropeptide S receptor. Gene Ontology annotation, molecular function: G protein-coupled receptor activity. The record is from RefSeq and is a predicted model, not a curated record. Gene Ontology annotation, cellular component: plasma membrane. Lineage: Eukaryota; Metazoa; Mollusca; Gastropoda; Physidae. Gene Ontology annotation, biological process: G protein-coupled receptor signaling pathway.